This is a messenger RNA of Triticum turgidum subsp. durum (durum wheat), 1311 nucleotides long. NCBI's taxonomy places the organism in Eukaryota, Viridiplantae, Streptophyta, Magnoliopsida, Poales, Poaceae. The record is from the annotation of a GenBank genome assembly.
AUGGACAGCAUGAAGGAGCAGCAUGAGAUCCUGAAGCGCAAGCUACCGGCCAUCUUGGACAUCAUCCAAGAUGCGGAGGAGAAAGGGGCUUACCGGCCCGGAGUAUGUGCUUGGCUCGAGUCACUCAAGAAUGUCGCCUAUGAGGCGAACAAUGUCUUCGACGAGUUCAAGUACGAGGUGCUGCGGCGUGACGCCAAGAAGAAGGGACACUACAAGAAGCUUGGAUUUGAUAUCAUGAGCCUCUUCCCUGCCCACGACCCCAUCGUAUUUCGUUAUAGGAUGGGAAAGAAGUUGUGCAAGAUUGUGCACACCAUUAAGGUCCUUGUCGCAGAGAUGAAUGCCUUUGGAUUCACAUCAAUGCAGGAAGCACCAGCAUCCAAGCAGCGGCGCAACACAGAUUCCAUAAUUAUUGACCCUGAGAAGGAUAUUGUCAACAGAUCUAGAAACAAAGAGAAGAAGAUCGUGAAUAUAUUGGUUGAUCAAGCUAGUGAUAGGGAUCUCAUUGUCCUUCCCAUUGUUGGCAUGGGUGGGCUGGGAAAGACCACCUUUGCGCAGCUUGUCUACAAUGACCCUGAAAUUAAGGUGUAUUUCCAACUCCAGAGGUGGUGUUGUGUGUCAGAUGAUUUUGACGUUGCUAAGAUUGCAAGCAACAUCUGUCAGACCAAUGAGAUGGAUCGUGAAAAGGCAUUGCAGAACCUUCAAAAGGAAUUAGGUGGGAAGAGAUGCUUUGUUGUGUUCGAUGAUGUAUGGAAUGAAGACGCUGAUAAGUGGGAAAAACUCAAGACCUGCCUGAAGCAUGGUGCCAAGGGGAGUGCAAUACUGAUGACCACUCGUAUACUAAAAGUGGCUCACAUUAUGAAGAUGUGCAUUGAUGAUAGCCAUAACCUCGGAAAGCUACAUAAAGUAUUUCUAAAGGAAAUACUUGAGAAUAGAGCAUUCUGUUUGCAAAAACCAAAUGAUGUUGAGCCUGAGCUAAGUGAGGUGGUUGAACUGAUUCUGGAUAGAUGUGUGGGCUCUCCUUUAGCUUCCAAAGCCUUUGGAUCUAUGUUGAGUAUAAAGACUAGCAUGAAAGAAUGGAGGGACAUACUAACCAGAAGCAAUACUUGCAAUGAGGACACUUUACAUGUACUCAAGCUCAGCUAUGAUGACUUGCCAUCACACUUGAAACAGUGCUUUGCUUUUUGUGCAGUAUUUCCUAAAGAUUAUGAGAUUGAUGUGGAAAUAUUAAUCCAACUAUGGACGGCACAUGAUUUAAUACCACUGAAGAAAGGUGAACUUCUUGAAAGGGUGGGCAGAGAAAUUUUUGAUUAG